AUGGAUAGCGCCAGGACUGGCUCUGGAGUAAAUCAACCACACACUCUCAACCCAAAUAACCACAACACUUUGUUGCCUAGAAUAGAAGAGACAUCAUCGCAGCUCGGCGGUACAUUUCAGACCCACCGCAGGGCUGGUUUGCUGGGUGGACCUCUUGUUAUAUCCGGUACUACCACACACAAAGGGCGUUCGUUUGGUCAAAGUCAUUGGGUGAAUCUGAUUUCUCUGUUUGAUGACAUUUGUGGGACAGUUGAGCAGCAUUUACAACACAACCAACCUAUUGCUCUUUCCAAUAUUGAAAAGUGUAAGGCGUUGGCUAGAACCAUCAAGCCGCGGCGAGUACCCUCGGGCCCUAUCAAUCUCACUCUAGAUCUCCCUUCCAAACAGGUGUCUGACGAGCUUGUGGACUGUUACCUCCAGACGAUAGAAUCUGUGUAUCGAAUUCUGCACAUCCCAACCUUUAGAAGAGACUAUGAGACACUGUUCCUGUCUGCAGUAGACCCUGCGGUCAACAACGCUUUCGUAGUUCAGGUUAAGUUAGUACUCGCUAUCGGUGCGGUCACCUACGACAAGGACUUCUCUUUACGGGCUCUGGCAAAUAAAUGGAUAUAUGAAGCUCAGGCCUGGCUUUUGGACCCUAAAUUCAAAUUAAGAUCUAACAUUCAAUCAUUACAGUCACAUCUGUUACUUCUGUUUGCCCAAAAAACGGUAGACAUCGACGGAGAUCCGAUGUGGGUGUCAGUCGGUACCUUGUUAAGAAGAGCAAUCUAUAUGGGGCUGCAUAAAGACCUUGAUGGAAUACCUUGA
Messenger RNA from Trichophyton rubrum CBS 118892, 807 nucleotides. RefSeq lists its product as uncharacterized. The transcript has 2 exons. Gene Ontology annotation, cellular component: nucleus. Lineage: Eukaryota; Fungi; Ascomycota; Eurotiomycetes; Onygenales; Arthrodermataceae. The coding region runs from base 1 to 807 and encodes 268 amino acids. Gene Ontology annotation, molecular function: DNA-binding transcription activator activity, RNA polymerase II-specific; RNA polymerase II cis-regulatory region sequence-specific DNA binding; zinc ion binding. The record is from RefSeq and is a predicted model, not a curated record. Gene Ontology annotation, biological process: DNA-templated transcription; regulation of transcription by RNA polymerase II.